This is a messenger RNA of Sus scrofa (pig), 4494 nucleotides long. It is a transcript of the gene OSBPL10, whose product is annotated as oxysterol binding protein like 10. Gene Ontology annotation, molecular function: cholesterol binding. Gene Ontology annotation, cellular component: membrane; cytosol. Lineage: Eukaryota; Metazoa; Chordata; Mammalia; Artiodactyla; Suidae. The record is from RefSeq and is a predicted model, not a curated record.
GCCAGGUUUAUGCAGAGUGGGGGUUAGAGGGAGGCAAGUUCGGCGCCUACGACGACGUUCAAUUUAAAGAGGCACUUGCAGGAUCCCCAGAGUUCUCUAGUCUCAGUCCAGUCCCGGCCCAUGCUUGUCCAUUGUGUAUUUGUCAUAACUCCACUGGGUGAAAAUGCCGCAGGAGAGUUUACCGGUGAUACUGUCCCGCCUUGCCCACCCCUCUCGGACACGUAGGAGAAUACAGAGGACCUUUCUGCCCUGUUUCUUGGCUCGGCCAGUGAGGCUGAUGUCCAGGUGACCGCGUACGUGUGUCCGGGCCAGGCUUGGUGUGGAAGGCAGAGGAGUGUGCGUGUGAGCCGGUGUAAGGCCGGGCGGGUCCAUAUCCGGGUGGACUGGGUGGGUGGGGCCGCCCCUCCUGCCAGGUCGCGAGGUGGGUGGGGGGUGGGGAGUGACGCGCGGAGAUUCCCUUUCUCACCUUCCCAUCCGAGAGGGGGCGGCAGAAGGCGCGCAAGGGGUGACAGGGUGUGGAUUCCGGGCGUGCCCACCCUGCCGUUCGGCGCAGGGAGCGGCCUCGGGGACUGGAAAGCAGAGAAGGAGGAACCGGAGGAGGGCUCGCCGAGCCGGCCACCCGCUCCCAACUUGCCCGGGAAACUAGUGCGGAGGGAGGGGCCGGGGCCGGGGCCGCGGCGGGAGGAGGGGCGGCCGCAGCUGCAUCCAGCCCCGUUGGCUUCCUUCCCAGCUCUCCUUUGCCUCCUCCUCCUCUUCCUCCUGUAUGAGUCAGGCAUUUCCCGGGGAUUUGGAGCAGCCACGAGCGGCCCGGGCGUCCGCAGCUCUAGUCGCCGCCGCCGCCGCCGCCGCUGCUGCCGCGCCAAGAGCCCCAGUGCCGGGGCCGCCACUGCGGCGGGCACCCGCGUCCCGGGCGCGCACGGACCAUGGAGAGGGCAGCCCAGGGCGCAGACGGCGGCGGGGGCAGCAACAGCAGCAGCCGCAGCAGCAGUCGCGCCACCUCGGCGGGCUCCUCGCCGUCCUGCUCCCUGGCGGGCCGGGGGGUCUCCGGCCGGUCGGCAGCAGCGGGGCUCGGCGGCGGGGGCAGCCGCAGCAGCCCAGGCUCGGUGGCCGCUAGUCCGUGCGGGGGAGGCGGCCGGCGGAGGGAACCAGCGCUCGAGGGCGUGCUCAGCAAAUACACCAACCUCCUCCAGGGCUGGCAGAACAGGUACUUUGUGCUGGAUUUUGAGGCUGGCAUCCUGCAAUAUUUUGUGAACGAGCAGAGCAAGCACCAGAAGCCUCGGGGAGCCCUGUCUCUAUCUGGCGCCAUCGUGUCCCUGAGUGACGAAGCACCCCACAUGCUGGUUGUGUACUCUGCCAAUGGGGAGAUGUACAAACUGAGAGCUGCUGAUGCAAAGGAGAAACAAUUCUGGGUGACUCAGCUUCGGGCCUGUGCCAAGUACCACAUGGAGACGAAUUCUAAGACUACUCCAAGCUCCCGGAGCCGAAGUCUCACUUUGCUCCCCUAUGGAACUCCCAAUUCUGCGUCUCCCUGUAGCCAGAGGCACCUUGGCACAGGGGCCCCCAGUGUCGUCACAAUCACGCAUCACAAGUCACCUGCCGCCGCCCGAAGAGCCAAGAGUCAGUAUUCCGGCCAACUUCAUGAAGUCAGAGAGAUGAUGAGCCAGGUGGAAGGACAACAGAAGAACCUCGUGCAUGCCAUUGAGUCUCUGCCAGGUUCUGGCCCUCUCACCUCCUUGGACCAGGACCUGCUGCUCCUGAAAGCCACCUCGGCGGCCACCCUCAGCUGCCUCGGCGAGUGCCUCAGCCUGCUCCAGCAGAGUGUGCACCAUGCAGCCCAGCCCAGCCACAGGCCGGGGGCCUCAGAAAACAUCCUGGGAUGGCACGGGCCCAAGUCACACUCCACAGAGCAGCUGAAAAAUGGGACACUCAGCUCUUUGCCAUCAGCCAGUGCCAGCAUCACCUGGGCCAUUUUACCCAACUCAGCUGAGGACGAACAAACCUUCCCAUCAGAGCCAGAGCCAAACUCAGGCCCUGAACUGGUUUUGUCGGAAGAUGAGAAAAGUGACACGGAAGAUCAGGAGGAGACAGAGCUGGGCGUCAUGGAGGAUCAGCGCAGCGUAAUCCUUCAUCUCAUUUCUCAGCUCAAACUCGGAAUGGAUUUGACCAAGGUGGUGCUCCCCACGUUUAUUCUGGAGAAGCGGUCCCUGCUGGAGAUGUAUGCAGACUUCAUGGCACACCCGGACCUGCUGCUGGCUGUCACCGCCGGGGCUACGCCGCAGGACAGGGUCAUCUGCUUCGUGGAGUAUUACCUCACUGCCUUCCAUGAGGGCCGCAAGGGCGCUCUGGCCAAGAAGCCCUACAACCCCAUCAUUGGCGAGACGUUCCACUGCUCCUGGGAGGUCCCCAAGGACAGGGUCAAGCCCAAGAGGACUGCCCCCCACACCCCUGCUGGCCACGAACACCCGAUGGCCGAUGACCCUUCCAAAAACUACAAACUGCGGUUUGUGGCCGAGCAGGUGUCCCAUCACCCGCCAAUCUCCUGCUUCUACUGUGAGUGCAAGGAGAAGAGACUGUGUGUCAACACUCACGUAUGGACCAAAAGCAAGUUCAUGGGCAUGUCCGUGGGGGUCUCUAUGAUAGGGGAAGGUGUGCUGCGGCUCCUGGAGCACGGGGAGGAGUAUGUGUUCACCCUGCCCAGCGCCUACGCCCGUUCCAUCCUCACCAUCCCUUGGGUGGAGCUCGGAGGAAAAGUCAGCAUCAGCUGUGCCAAGACCGGGUACUCAGCCACCGUGAUAUUCCACACGAAGCCUUUCUACGGAGGGAAAGUCCACAGGGUCACAGCAGAAGUGAAGCACAAUCCCACCAACACUAUUGUGUGCAAAGCCCAUGGGGAGUGGAAUGGGACCCUGGAAUUCACCUACAACAACGGAGAGACCAAGGUCAUUGACACGACUGCACUGCCGGUGUACCCCAAGAAGAUCCGACCCCUGGAGAAGCAGGGCCCCAUGGAGUCGAGGAACCUCUGGCGGGAGGUGACCCAAUGCCUGCGGCUGGGGGACAUUGAUGCUGCCACUGAGCAGAAGCAGCGGCUGGAGGAGAAGCAGCGUGCGGAGGAGCGGAAGCGGGAGAACGUCCGAGCACCCUGGCGGCCCAAGUACUUCAUCCAGGAGGGUGACAGCUGGGUGUACUUCAAUCCCCUUUGGAAGGCACACUGAUGGGUGGAGAUGCAGAGCUUUCAGAAGUAGCCCUGUUUUUGUAGGAAUUAAAGUGGUACAGUAUCAAGGUCCUGCCGAUAUGCUCUGAGACCUCUUGGUGUCAUUCAAGACAUGGUACCUGAGAGAGGAGUUAUGUCCUGAGAAAAAUGUACCCCCAAACUCUGUGAUAGGAUUGAACUGAUUCAAGAGCCACCAGGGGCACAUGUGUGCACGCAGGCUUGUGUGCGGGCUCUCAGCACACUGUAUAUUCACACGCAUGCACUGGGUCUGCUGGGUCUUAUCACACCUGUACAUACUGCACUUACCAGUGUUGAAGUGGGGUGAUGAUUUUGAGCUCCUUUUUAUCAAUGAGGUUCAAAGUUUUCUAUUUUUCAGUUGGCCAAAAAUGUUUUUGCACUCUCAAAAUCUUCUGUCAUCAGCUCCUGUCCAGGCAAGAGGGAACUGGCCCACUUGAUGUCCAUAUGGUAGAAAGUGGCUCGUUCCUGGUAGAAGGGGGCUGUCAUUUCAGAAUUAUCAUUGAUUCCCAUUCCCCUGCCAACUCCAACAUUUGUUUGUGCUCCAGAAAGACAAACUGCCAUUUCCUGCUGGAGGGGGAGUAGACAGGGUUCAAGGUUAUGCCAGAGCCUUGCAGGAUGGAGCACCUCUGGAAGAGUCAGGUCUGCCUUGGAAUUUUCCUCCUGUCAUUGCCCCAGAGCCUGACCUGAAAAUUUCCCAUGUUCAAUGCUCAAGUCAUCCAUUUUGCAAAAGCUGCUUCUUUCAUGGUAGAAAACAAAUCAUAUGGAGACAUCACUACUUUUAUGAUGAAAAAAGGGCUUUAGAAACAAAAUACACGCACGCAUGCAUGCACCAACACGCACAACCAUAGCUUCAAUCUUGUACUUAGUUUGGGGAAAGGAAAAAGAAUUUCCUGUGGAUUUUUUUUUUAAAGUGCACCUCUCUUGUUUGACACAAACUCUGCAAGAAGACCACUGUGAUUAAAACAUACAUACAGCCUGCCUAAGUGUUCCACGGUUUCAGUUGAAUUUCAGUCUUCAGCCUUUACACAUGAGGUCAAGACAUGACCAGAAUAUAAAGCUAGGAGAAAAGGAAGUAUUUGAUCUUUGCUCAAUGCUUAAUUUAUUUUUUACUGUGCCAUUCUAACGAGAAUAUUUAUAAAAUCCAGUAGCAUGAAUGCUUCUCCGUAGUAAUACUAAUUUUGUGCCUUUGUCUGCUUUCUUAAGACCAAUUGUUCACACUUUGUAGAUAUUAGACAAAUAUAUUUCGAUUAAAUACUAUACUU